Messenger RNA from Castor canadensis (American beaver), 1034 nucleotides. It is a transcript of the gene Ppil6, whose product is annotated as peptidylprolyl isomerase like 6. Gene Ontology annotation, biological process: protein peptidyl-prolyl isomerization. Gene Ontology annotation, molecular function: peptidyl-prolyl cis-trans isomerase activity. NCBI's taxonomy places the organism in Eukaryota, Metazoa, Chordata, Mammalia, Rodentia, Castoridae. The record is from RefSeq and is a predicted model, not a curated record. Gene Ontology annotation, cellular component: cytoplasm.
AUGGCUAGCCCGCUGCCUUGCCGGCCCAAGCCAGUCCCGUGCAGCUUAGAGUCACCGCCGCAGCGGUCACUGCAGGUGAAGGUAGUGGGACUGUUCAAAAGCUCCAGCUUUCAGGUUGCGAAGAUCAUGGCUGAGAGUCUGAAGAAUAAUUUUCCAUCCAAAUUUGAAGAUCCAAUAAUGGUUCCUCUUCAAGAAUUUGCAUGGGAUCAAUAUCUACAGGAGAAAAAAAGGGAACUCAAGGAUGAAACCUGGGAAUAUUCUUCCUUUGUGAUGUGUUUUAUUAAUGAUCAACUCCUGGGCAAUGCAUUUGAUCUUCAAAAAUGGGGUCAAAAGGUGUGGGAUAUAGUUGACGUUAGGCCCCCUGCACUUUACGAGGCACUGACUAUGGAUUAUGCUGCUAAGUUCUUAAGAGACACCAAGCAUGAUUUUGUUUUCUUUGACAUUCGGAUCGAUUUUUCUCCAACUGGAAGGUUGAUUUUUGAGCUAUACUGUGAUGCAUGUCCCAAAACAUGUAAAAAUUUUCAGGUCCUGUGCACAGGAAAAGCAGGGGUUUCUCAAAGAGGUGUAAGGCUACACUACAAGGAUUCAAUUUUUCAUCGAGUAGUACAGAACGGUUGGAUACAAGGAGGAGAUAUAGUAGGUGGAAAAGGAGAUGAUGGAGAGUCUAUUUAUGGAUCAACAUUUGAAGACGAAAACUUUUCAAUUCCUCAUAACAAAAGAGGAGUUCUUGGAAUGGUCAACAAAGGCCACCAUACCAAUGCGUCCCAGUUCUAUAUCACACUGCAAGCAACUCCCUAUCUGGAUAGAAAAUACGUAGCAUUUGGGCAGUUGGUUGAAGGAACAGAAGUUCUUAAACAGCUAGAAUUAAUUCCAACAGAGAACGAAAGACCGAUACCAAUAUGUAGAAUUGCUGACUGCGGAAAUAUUUAUGACUGAUUUUCCUAUCAGUGUUUUCUAUGAUGAUUUAUUACUUUACAUCUGAUCAGCUGUUUCUAGAUUUAAUUAAACAGUGCUUGAUAACAUUUCAUUUGAAA